Messenger RNA from Ornithorhynchus anatinus (platypus), 1449 nucleotides. It is a transcript of the gene HAGH, whose product is annotated as hydroxyacylglutathione hydrolase. Gene Ontology annotation, biological process: glutathione metabolic process. Gene Ontology annotation, cellular component: mitochondrion. The transcript is spliced from 9 exons. The record is from RefSeq and is a predicted model, not a curated record. NCBI's taxonomy places the organism in Eukaryota, Metazoa, Chordata, Mammalia, Monotremata, Ornithorhynchidae. The coding region runs from base 13 to 963 and encodes 316 amino acids. Gene Ontology annotation, molecular function: hydroxyacylglutathione hydrolase activity.
GGCGGGCGCGGGAUGCUGUGGGUGCGGGGCGGGCUGGGCCGCCGCAGCGUCGCCGUGCUGGGAGCCGCCUGCCGGGGCCGGGGUCGGGGCCGGGCCGGGACUCACGCCGGAUCGGCCCUUCUGGGCUCCGUUUCCCAGCACCCUGACUUGAGGAAGAGCACGAUAGUCGAGCAGCUCAUCAUGAAGGUGGUGUUGCUGCCCGCGCUGACGGACAACUACAUGUACCUGAUCAUCGACGAGGAGACCAAGGAAGCCGCCAUCGUGGACCCCGUGCAGCCCCAGAAGGUUUUGGAAACAGUGAAAAAACAUGGAGUGAAACUGACCACGGUCCUUACGACGCAUCACCAUUGGGACCACGCCGGAGGCAAUGAGAAACUGGUGAAGAUGGAACCCGGGUUGAAAGUGUUCGGGGGAGACGACCGGGUUGGGGCACUCACCCAGAAAGUGUCCCAUCUGUCCACGUUGCAGGUGGGCACACUGCACGUCAAGUGUCUGUUCACGCCCUGCCACACUUCUGGUCACAUCUGUUACCUGGUGAGGAAGCCGGAGAGCUCAGAGCCGCCUGCUGUUUUCACUGGCGACACCUUGUUUGUGGCCGGCUGUGGGAAGUUCUUUGAAGGGACCGCGGAUGAGAUGUACAAAGCCCUGCUGGAGGUCCUGGGACGCCUGCCCCCCGAAACCAGGGUCUACUGCGGACACGAAUACACCAUCAACAACCUAAAGUUUGCCCGACACGUGGAACCUGACAACUCUGCCGUUCAGGAAAAGUUGGCAUGGGCGAAGGAGAAAUACAGCAUUGGCGAACCCACCAUCCCGUCCACGCUGGCUGAGGAGUUUACGUACAACCCGUUCAUGAGAGUGAGAGAGAAGAGCAUCCAGCGCCACACCGGCGAGACCGACCCCGUGACCGCCAUGAGGGCCCUCCGCAAGGAGAAGGAUCAUUUCAAGGUCCCCAAAGACUGAAGACCCUCCGACGCCAACGCCAACGACCGAUUCCUCCCCCAGCUUGCGGUCCCGGUCCCUUUCCGACCCCUCACCGAUCCACCCCCCUGCAUCUGGUGAUUGCCGCAUUAACCCCCCACCCGUUUCUGUGCCAUCUUCAUCGUUGUGGAAUUGGGUGUGCCAGCAGCCCUCCCAUGGGGUUGGUCUUUUAUUUCUUUAUAUAUAUAUAUACAUAAAGAAAGAAAACGAGACAAACCAAACUAUCCCCAAAUUAUCCCCAAAGCCCUCUGCUCCUCUGCCAGGAUGUCUGUUUCUAAGAUGAAGAAGUUUAAAGAGAAUUUAUUCCUACAAGCCCCAGCUCCCAAAACCCACACGACUGAGUGCACCUUCUUCAUGAACCCUUUCGAGGUGGCGCUGCCGGGGGAAUCUCCUGCCUGAGGAGUUUGAAACGCGCCGAACGGAUCGGAAACCUAAAAAAGCUUGAGCAGCACUCCCCACCCCGCCGAA